AUUGGUUGUGUAUCGGUGUAAUACGACACUUCCAGACAGGGGAUUCGCAGCAUGUACAACGAUUACGAAGAAAAUAGGGAUCGAACAAUCUUAUUGUCCGGAUCAGCAUACAAAAAAAGUGCGGCAAAAGCGUUGAAGUGUCGACAAAAAGGAAAUGAAUAUUUUGCUAAAAAGGAAUGGGCUAAUGCAACGGAACUGUACAACAAAUCGACGUGUUUUGCUGAAGAGGGAUCUGAGCUGAUGGGAUUGGCGUACGCAAAUCGGGCAUCGUGUUUUUUCAACAUGAAAAUGUACAGCAAGUGUCUUAUCGACAUCGAGCAUGCCAAACAAAACAACUACCCGCAAGAAAAAUUGGCCAAAUUGGACGAACGGAAAACCAUUUGCUUGGCUGCGAUGGAGAAGGAAACGGAUCGAAGUGAGAUGUUCGAACCUAAGCUGGACUACACACCCAACGAAAUGUUUCCGUGUUUCGCUGAUGUUCUGAAAAUCGAAAACAACCACCAACACGGUCGGCACGUUGUGGCGAAGGAAGAUAUUGACGUGGGCAAAACGGUGAUGGUCGAUCAAAGCUACUUUGCGGAAACAAUCAAUCAAAAGUACCGACGAUGUGGUAAUUGUUUGCGAUCGGCCGAGAAUCUCAAGCCAUGCCACAAGUGUACGUUUACGAUGUUCUGUCCACGAUGCGAAGAAAACAGCUUUCAUGACAUUGAAUGUGAUGUCAAUCCAACCUAUUUCGGUUGUCUGGAUUUUAUGAGCUUUCGAAUGGUUGUCAUACGUUCGAUUUUACUGACCAUGAAUGCAUUCGAUGACAACGAUCAAUUGAUUGCUGCCGUUGAGGAAAUGUUGUCCAGCGAUGCAGUCAAAGUACCCGAGUCGUUGUCUGAUCCACAAUCAAAGUAUCGUGCAUUCUUCAAGCUACAACCCAAUCCAAAGGAACAAGUGGACCGAAAACUCCCACAGAAGAUUUAUCUGAUUUAUCGUUUACUAAUGGGUCAGUCGAAGGUGUCAAAGAUUUUCCAUUCGGAAGCACGCAAACGCUUUUUAAUGCAUUUAAUUGGCCACCACGUCAUCGUUAUAAAAAAUUAGAUUCGAAAUGACCGCUAUAAAACGGGAAGAAUAGGUGAUUACGGCGAAGAAAUUUAAAUGUUUUAUGAGCAUCGAAUGAGCAUUCCCGCAGGGUAUUUUAAUCACUCUUGUUCACCCAACGCUUACAUCAACUCAUAAAACGGCAUCAACAUCUGCGUCGUCAUUCGACCUGUGCGAAAAGGUGAACAAUUGUGCGUGACUUAUGAUGACACAAUUUUGCUAGCGCCAAAGGCAGAGCGUCAGCGUAAUCUACAGUCGAAAUUCAAUUUCCAGUGCAAAUGUGACCGAUGUGAGCAACCUCUGCUAUGGUUAUCCAGUCUCAUAUCAAAUCUUUACAUCAAAUCGGAUCCAA
Molecule: messenger RNA, 1438 nt
Organism: Sitodiplosis mosellana (orange wheat blossom midge)
Lineage: Eukaryota; Metazoa; Arthropoda; Insecta; Diptera; Cecidomyiidae
Product: SET and MYND domain-containing protein 4-like
Exons: 2
Coding region: 52-1086 (344 amino acids)
Molecular function (GO): protein binding
Source: RefSeq, a predicted model, not a curated record